Molecule: messenger RNA, 2338 nt
Organism: Ilyonectria robusta
Lineage: Eukaryota; Fungi; Ascomycota; Sordariomycetes; Hypocreales; Nectriaceae
Product: PUL domain-containing protein
Exons: 2
Coding region: 295-2037 (580 amino acids)
Biological process (GO): protein modification by small protein removal
Molecular function (GO): peptidase activity
Source: RefSeq, a predicted model, not a curated record
CCUCUUGCCAGAUUGUGCCGGGUCAAGUCGGCGCUGAAAGAUUACUGAGACAGGCUCGCCAGUGCUCAGCCAUCCAGAAUCUUCUAAAACGUACGCCAGUGUUGCCUUGCUGAGAUCAACUUUCCCUUAACAACUCAACGUCCCUCCUCUGCACCCCCGAUAUUCCAUCCUCAGUUUAUUUUGGUGACGCCUCAAGCAACAUCAAACACUCCACAAACUCAACCCCCGCCGCUCUGCUUCUCUCCACCGUAAACCCUCCAUUUCCCAAUAUCGCAUCCACCACUUAUCAGUGAGAUGGACGUCCACUUGCUGGUGUACGACCUCUCCCGAGGCCUGGCUCGCCAGAUGUCUGCCGGCAUUCUGGGGUUUCAGCUUGACGCCAUCUAUCACACCUCAAUCCAGGUAAACGGUCGGGAGUAUGUCUAUGACGGCGGCAUCAUUGCCAUCGCUCCCGGUUCAUCUCACCUCGGCCAGCCAAUGGAGAAGAUGCACCUUGGUACCACAAAUCUACCGAUCGAUGUCAUCGAAGAGUUCCUCGACUCUCUCCGGCCCAUUUUCACUCUUGAGGCAUACGAUCUCUUCCACCACAACUGCAACAACUUCAGCGAUUCCUUCUCCAACUUCCUUGUGGGAAAGGGAAUUCCAGAGCACAUUUCCAAAAUGCCCCAAGCUGUUCUUGACUCGCCGAUGGGCCGUAUGUUGUUGCCCCAGCUCACUCAAGGUAUCAACGCCGGGAGACAGAACGGGUCCAUCCUCGGUCUACAGCAGAGCUCGCAGACACCAGUCCAGAACCAACCCGUCGCUCCACCAAAGCACGCUGUCAAGCUUGUCAAUGAUCUCUCGGAGUUCAAUCGGCUGCUUGAACAAGCACAGUCCUCAUGUGCAGUCGUCUUCUUCACCUCCGCCACUUGCCCACCUUGCAAGAUGCUAUACCCGGUCUACGACGAGCUAGCCCAAGAAUUUGGGGAUAAGGUCACCCUUAUCAAAGUCGACAUUUCUCAACAAGGCGGCCACCAGAUUGGAAGCAAGUUCUCAAUUCGAGCUACUCCAACCCUCAUCACAUUCUUGAAGGGGGAGCAAGAGAACACUUGGUCCGGUGCUGAUCCAGCUAAACUCCGUGGGAAUGUCCAGCUCCUAGUCCAGAUGGCUUUCCCUCUCCAUCCACACGAGAAGUUGCAUCUUCCAAGCUUCUCGAACCCGAAUAUCAAGCCUGUGUUGUAUGCCAAGGUCCCACCCCUAGACAAACUAAUGGCCAAGAUGGGCCAGAGCGUCGCGAACAAGACCGAAGUCCAAACUCUCAAGCAUUAUCUCGAGGUCCGCACCCAGGAUGGCUUACAAGAUGCCAUCGUGCCUGAGAUGAAGCGUCUAUCCGCUCUUAUCAGGGAUUCCGUGGACUCGCUACCCAUUGAGAUCAUGUUCACAAUCGUGGAUUUGUUUCGAUGCGCCCUUUCCGACCCCAGGAUCAGCGGGUACUUUGCGGAAGAGGACAAUCAUCAGACUGUACGGAGCGUGUUGGAUUUGGUCAACAAGCAGACUGACUGCCCAUAUGCUCUCCGUUUAGUCACAUUGCAGUUGGCCUGCAACUUCUUCUCGUCGCCCCUCUUCCCAGAAGAAAUCCUCCGCAAAGAGGAUUUGCGAGCCCCAAUCAUCCAACUCAUUUCCUCUAGCUUCCUCGACGAAAGCCAUAAUAAUGUUAGGGUUGCAGCGUCUUCGCUUCUCUUCAAUCUGUCUCUGGCAAACAGACGAGCCGCACAGGACUCAAAACCGACAUUGGCAGAAGAUGACGAGAUCGAGCUAGCAGCAUCUGUGGUCGAAUCCAUUGGUCAAGAGGAGAAGUCCGUCGAGGCCUUGCAUGGCAUGCUACUUGCCUUGGGAAACCUUGUCUUCCGAACGUCGCUGGAUGGACAGCUGGCUGAUCUUCUCCGGGCAUUGGACGCUGAAGGAACGAUCUUGGCCAAGAAGGCAGCCUUUCCACAGGAGAAGCUGAUUACAGAAGUAGCUGUUGAAUUGCUAAGCAAAGGCCUCAGGAAGGCAUAGUGUGACGGAUCUCGUAUCAUCCAUCCCGUUUCACUCCUGAACUAAUGAAGAUGUAUAUAUUACGCACCCAUGAAUACCAUCAAGAUCUUUUCCCUGGGAGUGGAUAGCCUCCAAGCUUUUGAAAGAAGAUUUGGGCUUUGAGAAAGAUGUCUGACAUGGCCUCCCCAGUCCAGGAAAACGCCGUGUCUGCGAGAGGGCCCUCAAUCUCUCUACACACCCCGCUCACAACCUAAUCUUCAGUAAGCGUAGGUUUAUUUAAUAGAAAUGGCCUCGUUUGACCUACCAGACAGCAUUUCCCCUU